CCUGCGCUCUGACUUCUCUACAUCACUUCCUGGACGUACUGAUCCACAAAGCACAGCAGAGACUCUAGGGGGUUCACCACAAUUUCAACAUGAGGCCAUCUCGUCUCCUCAUAUCCAUCAUUACCGUGAUCUGUAUCAAAGGUGUUUACCUCAGUAAAGAAAAACAAGUGUUUCAGACUCCGGCUGAACUUUUACAGAAAGCUAACGGUGAAGUCAAGCUGAGUUUGACACAUCAGAUCCAGAGCUACGACACGAUUCUCUGGUAUCGGCGCUCAGCAGGAGACAAUUCCCUGAAGCUGAUCGGCUAUGUGGCUUAUAAGAACCCUACGGUCGAGACGCCGUUUCAAAGCCACUUUAAAGUGAGCGGAGACGGAGAGGAUACCGCCUUUCUGCACAUCUUCAACCUGACGCACCCCGAGGACAGCGGAGAGUAUUUUGGAGCAGCUAGUAUGCACAGUAGUAAAGACGAGAGACUCGGUCGAACAAAAACCUCCGUAAUGAUGAUGCGGCAGAUAACGGCACAACGACAGGAAACCACUGAAACAAGGAGACGCGUGAGAAUGAUCUCAAGCGUCACCACCUUGACCUUCUUUGUGCUCUGGGCUGCAGGAGUUUCUCAGUCUGUGCUCAUCACCCAGUGGCCCCACUACAUCUCCAGGCUUCCCAGUGGAUCGGCAGAAAUGAGCUGCUACCAGAAUGACACCGACUACGACUAUAUGUACUGGUACCGACAGCUGAGAGGAGGAGAAAUUCAGCUGGUGGGCUAUUUAGUAGCUGGCAGCGCAAACUACGAAGCGGGAUUCCAGUCAGGUUUCGAGGCGGCGAAGUCGCAGGAGAAGCAGUGGUCUCUGAAGAUAGCCAGCGUUCAGAGGGAAGACGAGGCCGUUUAUCUGUGUGCCGCCAGUCUGCACAAUAACAGGUCUGAGGCUUACUUCGGAGCUGGAACUAAACUCACCGUUUUAGAGUACGACGUCAAGCCGCCGGUGGUGAAAGUGCUCGGACCGUCGUCGAGGGAGUGUCGGAACCUGAAGGACAACGAAAGGAGGAAGACCUUGCUGUGUGUGGCCAGUGAUUUCUACCCGGACCACGUCAGCGUGUCCUGGCGGGUCGGCGGACAGGAAGUCAGCAGAGGCGUGGCCACUGACAACGCUGCCCUGCGACAAGGGGAGAACUACAAAAUCACCAGCAGGCUCAGGGUCUCUGCCGAAGACUGGUUCAAACCAGAGACUGAAUUCGAGUGCAUCGUCAGCUUCUUCGAUGGGACUGGAAACACAAAUCAUUCAGCUUCAAUCUUUGGUGGAAAAGCUCCAGACGAUGUCCUGACCAGAGAAAAAUACCUGAGGAUCACACAGAAGGCCAAACUCUCCUACGGCGUGUUCAUCGUCAAGAGCAGCAUCUACGGAGCCUUUGUGGUGUUUCUGGUGUGGAAACUGCAGGUUUGUCAAACCUUCAUAUAUUUCAUGUAUAUUCCAUGUAACGGUUGUACUCUACAUUAAGACCAUGUCUCCCUUUGUGUCCG
Scophthalmus maximus (turbot) is the source of this 1519-nucleotide messenger RNA. Its product is annotated as M1-specific T cell receptor beta chain. NCBI's taxonomy places the organism in Eukaryota, Metazoa, Chordata, Actinopteri, Pleuronectiformes, Scophthalmidae. Gene Ontology annotation, cellular component: plasma membrane. The record is from RefSeq and is a predicted model, not a curated record. Gene Ontology annotation, biological process: cell surface receptor signaling pathway. Bases 90 to 1496 code for a protein of 468 amino acids. The transcript is spliced from 10 exons.